Melanotaenia boesemani (Boeseman's rainbowfish) is the source of this 2708-nucleotide messenger RNA. RefSeq names its product cAMP responsive element modulator a (gene crema). The record is from RefSeq and is a predicted model, not a curated record. The coding region runs from base 137 to 1090 and encodes 317 amino acids. Gene Ontology annotation, biological process: regulation of transcription by RNA polymerase II. The transcript has 8 exons. Gene Ontology annotation, cellular component: ATF4-CREB1 transcription factor complex; nucleus. Lineage: Eukaryota; Metazoa; Chordata; Actinopteri; Atheriniformes; Melanotaeniidae. Gene Ontology annotation, molecular function: DNA-binding transcription factor activity, RNA polymerase II-specific; RNA polymerase II cis-regulatory region sequence-specific DNA binding; protein binding.
GUUAAACUGGCACGUCGGGCGACAUUUUCGGCACAGCAUCAUCAGCGCUGACGUGGGAGCUACGUGAGCGAAGGCACAGGCCGUCCACCCAUACUGUCACUAGUGACGAGUCAGACUACGUAAAACUUCGGUGACCAUGGAUACGUCAGUAUCGUCUCAGCUGGACAGCAGUUUAAAUGACACAGUGACAGAUGGAGAGGAGAAUCACACUGAAGCUACUCCAUCUCCUGCUGCCUCCACUCAGGCUUCAGUGGACCACGAGGGCUCUGCGGUGACUGUUGUCCAGUUAUCUGAUGGACAGACCAUACCGGUCCAAGGUGUCAUCCAGGCCCCUCAGACCUCAGUUAUUCAGUCACCACAAGUCCAGACUGUCCAGAUUGCUACUGUCGCAGAGCUGGAGGAUGACGAGUCGGUUACAGACACGCAGAAAAGACGUGAGAUUCUCUCCAGGCGUCCGUCUUAUCGAAAAAUUUUAAAUGAACUUUCAUCGGAUUCGCCGGCAGUUCCUAAAAUCGAUGAGGAGAAGCCGGAGGAUGAGAUGCCAAUCUGCAGCAGCCCUUCAGCAUCAGUGCCAAACUCCAUCUACCAAACCAGCUCAGGACAAUACAUUGCCAUUGCUCAGGGGAGAGCCAUCCCACUCAGCAGCCCUGCAGCUGAAACCAUUCAGGGGACCCAGACUCUGAUGGUCACCAGCUCCCCCACCCCACAGCCUGGUGCCGCUCUCCUACAGGCUGGAGACUCCCCGCAUCAGUUUUACAUCCAGGGAGGACAAGUGCUCAUCCAAGCUGCCACCGGAGACAUACCCGCAUACCAGCUUCGUUCGCCUAACUCGGGCCUGGCUCAGAGCAUUGUGAUGGCUGCAUCUCCGAGCAGCAUGCAGAGCCCCUCAUCAAUGCACACCGAAGAUAUCACCCGCAAGAGGGAGGUCCGGCUGAUGAAGAACAGGGAGGCAGCACGUGAGUGCCGCAGGAAAAAGAAAGAAUAUGUCAAAUGUCUGGAAAACCGCGUGGCUGUAUUGGAAAACCAAAACAAGACCCUGAUUGAAGAGCUCAAAGCACUGAAGGACAUAUACUGCCACAAAGCCGAGUAGCAGAUGCUGCUUGUGGUCACAGGCUGAAGACAGUUUACAAACUGCUGCAGCAUUAUUUAAAAAAAAAAAAAAAAAAAAAAAAAAACAGACUUCAGAACAAAAACUGCUUUGAUCGUCUUUGUUUCUCUGCUCACUCAGGCCAGAUUUACGCCAAAUUCGGAAGGGUCGUGGGAAAUUCAAACAGCUCGAGCUUGCCAGUUUUGCUCUUGUUCUUUUCCUGUGUUCUUUGCAUGUGAAGACUCAAGUGUUGUACACACUGCGCUUGCCGUCGCUGCCGCGCACAGGAGGAGAGGCCAGCCAAUGAAAGCCAGUCAAAGAAGAGGAACAGGAAGAGGAGGUACAGGUGCUUCCUGAAAAAUGUUGACUUGCAAGUAUGAAAAAGACGCAGAAGGAGGAAGAGGGGAAAGCGGGGUUAGCCAUGGCUGGCAACCAGCAAGUGUCUCCGAGGUCAGAUGAAAGCCACACAGAUCCACCACCAGCUGCAACAAGCCAACUUAAACCGUGUUUACCUGAUAAAGUCACAUGUGUGUCAUUUACGCUUGUGUUUUUGGUUGUUGCAUUCCCAUCAUGUAAAAGCACAUUGAAGGAGUAUCAUCGAGUGUGUUCUUAAUGAAGUGCAUUUCAACAUUUUUCAGUUUCUUAAGGAGUUUUUGGUUUAGGUGAAAAAGAUUUAUGAUGAAAAUCAAAGCAAGAAGUUUUUUUUUUUUUAAACAAAAUGUCAAAACAAUAUGUCAGGACAAUGUAGAGGGGCAUUACCUAACUCUAAAUUUUAGAAUAAUAUAUUUUUUCUUAUAAAAUUGAUUUAUAGUAAAAUAAGAAAUGAAUGAGCACAGCUGCUCGUGAGUCAAAGCACACAAAGUAAAGAAUUCUCACUGAGAAAAUUUAUCAUUUAAAUUCACUUAAUAACUUCGAUGAAGCAAAUAGUUAAUCUUUAAAAACAAAAAAAAAAUCCCCCCAAAAACCUCAAAUACAUAAAGAUUUUCCAGUCAUGUGUGGCCCCAACAAUAACAGUUCUUCUUUACUGUUGAGGGAGCACCGCUUUUUUUAUUUUUUUUAUUUUUAUUUUUAAAUUAUGAAUAUCUGCUUUGGAGAAAAAAAACUGUAUUUUGGCUUGAUAUGGAAAUGCUCUGUUUAAAGGGUGACACCAGUUUCUUAACUCUGUUUUUGUAAAGACAGUUUAUUUUAAAUACAUAUAACACAUCAGCUUGUGUUAAUAUUUCUGCUGAUAUAUGAAACUGCUUACUUUUUCUGUUUCUGUUGGUGUAGUAUUUGAGUUUGUUUUAGUUUUUUCUUUAAUCAUGUAUAUAAUGGACUUAGGCUGCCAAAGCUCCUCUUGUGAGAUAUUUAUCCACUGUUAAGUUCAAUGACUGUAUGAGACACCCAGUGACAGUCUCAGUAUUUAUAAGUCUGUCUAAGUUUGUUUUCUCAGAUGAGCACCCACUCAGCUAAACUCUUUAAAAAAAUAAAACAAAAAAUUAUGAUAAAAAUUGAGGUUCUUGUUGAGGAUUGAUGCUUUUUCCAGCACUUAGCUAAAUCCUUUCUCUGUGUUCUUUUCUCGAUGUACUCUUGUUUGAAUUGUACAAAUGUUUUUGUUUAUCUAAUAAAAUGUUCAAAUCUG